CUCCUUUCGGAUUCUAGGAGUAAAAACGGAAGGAAGGAAAGGGGGUGGGGGGAGAGACAAGGAUGAUAUAUUGAUCCGAUGGCUGUAUUCAUAUUCAGAUACGCCAUAAUCUCCUUUUCAUUGAUCCACAGGUUCUUUUAUAAACUGUCUUUCUAUUCUCAGCCCCAGACAUCACGCUGAAAUCAUUUUAGCUGCAGCGGCUUUAGCUUGGCUUUGCGGGUUGUAAAUUUACUGCAGCUGGAAAAGGAUUAGCCAUUUUUUUCUGGUAACCCAGCUUUAACUGCUCAAAGAUAUGACCCAUUCAAAUGAAAGAAGCGAAGGGAGGAAGAGGAGAAGACCAGACAGCAAUGAAUGAACAGAUAGAAAGAUAAAUACAAACGUUUACAAAUACAUAGAGGAUUUUUAUAAAUGAACCUGUAUCGAAAUGUAAUUUCCUCAAUUUCCACAAUAGAAAAAUGCAUCUGAACAGACAAGCUGGUUGAAAUGUAUCAAAGGAAGCCAUCCUUCUACUGUUUUACUAGUUAUGAUUAAAGAUGUGAUCACGAAGGGCUGAUCUUACAAGAAGUCUCUCUGCCUAAUAUUUAAACAACCACCAAAUAGCAUUUAGCAAAAAGUGAAAUUUAUGAACAUUUCAUCCUAAUUGUACCAGGUUUAGAAAGUUAUAUAAAUGGAACUUCAAUUUAAUAAAUCACCGGGUAUAUUAUAUGGAACACUAACAUGUCCACAGUUUAGAUUUAUGAACACUUGUAUCAAAAUUAAUCUAUAAAUCUUAACUAGAUGGUUUACAUUUAAUGUAGACACAUACAUACAUAUCUCUAAAAUGUGUGUUACCUAUGGACUUUAAAUGCAAACUUUAUUUUUAUAUCAAUGCAGAAAUUGUCAUUGACCUUACUUAUCACAGUCUUCUACGUCUAUUGUCCUUCCACUACUGGGGUGGCAGGGGGAGAGAGAGAAGGCAUUUCGUGUGCUGGUGUUCUACAAGGCGUAGGACUAUCCCAUGUGUGUUCCUGAAGGGUACUAGUUUAAGUUGCAAAAUAGUAUUUCAGCAAAGAAUACAAAAACGGAUAUUGUGUACAGUUGCAAUAGUGAAACAGCUACUAACUAACAUUUAUCAAAGUGCUUUCCAUGUCAGGAAAGUUGAAACAAUAGUAAACACUGAUAAAAGAAUGGUCCUUUGUAUCCAGAGCAUUUUAGUAAAUAAUACUUUUCAUCAGCAAACUUCUAUUGACUCUUCCCAUCUAAUCCCCUUCUCCUCACACACAAACUAAUUUUAGAUCAAGCAUUGUUGACAUUUAUUCAACUCUAUCACACAAUUGAUCAUAUUCUGCUUUGAUUUACAUCAUGUACCAUCUCUUCCACUUCAGACAGUGAGCUGCAGAGGGUGUAAAUCAAGCCAGGAUUUGGCCCAAAUGCAUGACGGUGUUAAUUAGGUGAACUCGGAAAAAGUGUAGGCGUGUGACGGAAACUUGCACUCUCUCAUUUGUCAACUGAACUAAUUAUUUAAGGCAGCCCAGAGUAAAACAAGGCACAAGUUUCCCUUGUUUAUUUUUUAAAAAAUGUUUGUUUUACCAUUGAACCAGAUAUAGAGCUGGCCAAAUAGGAAAAAAAAAGUGAGUAGCUGAUGGAAAUUCCUCCUCCACGGGGAAAACUGGUUAUUAUUGUCGUCUUGGUUUGCACUGAUGACGAUAAGCGAUCUCCCUAUUCAGUAACUGCAGCAGGGGAAUAGUAACUUUCCGAGGCAGAGAUUCCCUCGUAAGCGCUUCGGGAGCUGCAGGGUUAUUUUCUCUCUCUCUCUCUCUAUCUGUCUCUCUGUGGCAUGCACACAGACCAACUAGAGCUCUGGAUUCUCCCCCUGUUUCUCCCCUGUGAUGCAGCCUGCUUGACGUGCCCUGGACCCAAUGAGCUGUCGCCCUUGUGGGUGUUGCUACACAUUCAUUGGUUGGCAGGAGCAGGGCGCUGCGCAAAAACAGAAAAGCCGAGUGCUCGGAGCUCAGAAACUGCCAGUAGAGAUCACAGGAGCUGGAGCCAAGACAGGAGGAGACCUGCAGCGAGAGAGACAACGGCAGAGUGAGAGGGUGAGAAGAAAAAGCAUCAAGAGAAGAAAGACUGAUCAGCACAUCAAUAACGAGCAAAAUGAUGGUCAUCAUCAUAACAAUGGCAAUAAAAGAAGAGACUAUACAUAAAGAAAAGAAAAUAUAAAAUAACAAUAAUUAUUAUUAUAAUAAAGGAGAAAAUCCCAGAGAAAUUCAGGGAAUGAAAGUUUUGGGCGGCAAAUCUGCUCUCUGCCUUUUUGAUAUCAGAUCCUUUUGCUGGUUAUAUAUAUAUAUAUUUCAUUUUUUUCCUGCUUUUUUGCAUCUAAACAGGGCAUGUGCAGCGGUUCCGCCAGCAGCAUCUAUCCCUCCUGCUCCCAUCAGGCAGGGAAACCGAGGACAAUCUUGAAAUAUAAAAAUUUCUUCCUUUGGAUUUGCUGCUGCUGCCUCCACUGCCGCUGCAGCGGUGCAGUGCCAAGACUCUCGGAAUAAAUAAGAGCGGGCUACUGUGUAUACUGUGUGUAUACCUAUCUCCAUACAGCUCUAGGUUUUAUUAGUUGGUCAUUUAUUUCGAAGAUCACAGAUGAGGUGGGGACGCCUAUCUUCUUCGUUUGAUCAGCGUGUGAAAUAAUCAUAAAAGGAGCGAAAUGAGGGAGAAAAAAAAUCCUAAUAUGAAGCAGAAAGAAUAAUAAUUAAACAAACCCUAGAUCUAAAUCCCACUCAGAUCCCCCUCCCUCCACGCACGCACACUGCCCUCAGUAUUUUGAGAGGAGGAGGUGGUGGUUUCUAAAGGAGGAAGUGGUGUUGGAGGGGAUCUCUUUCCCCAUUUGGAGAUGAUUGUGCUAUUCCUCCUCGCCUUGCUCUGGAUGGUGGAGGGAGCCCUUUCUCAGCUUCACUACACGGUGCAAGAGGAGCAGGAGCAUGGCACGUUCGUGGGGAAUAUCGCCGAGGACCUGGGCUUGGACAUUACAAAACUUUCGGCUCGCCGCUUCCAGACGGUACCCAACUCUCGGAGCCCUUACCUAGAGCUCAACCUGGAGACUGGGGUGCUGUACGUGAACGAGAAGAUCGACCGGGAGCAGAUCUGCAAGCAGAACCCCCCCUCCUGCCAGCUGCACCUGGAGGUCUUUUUGGAGAACCCCCUCGAGCUGUUCCGGGUGGAGAUCGAGGUGCUGGACAUCAAUGACAAUCCGCCCUCCUUCCCGGAGCCCGACCUGACAGUGGAGAUCUCCGAGAGCGCCACGCCGGGCACCCGCUUCCCACUGGAGAGCGCCUUCGACCCGGACGUGGGCACCAACUCGCUGCGCACCUACGAGAUCACCCCCAACAGCUACUUCUCGCUGGACGUGCAGACCCAGGGCGACGGCAACCGCUUCGCUGAGCUGGUGCUGGACAAGCCCCUGGACCGCGAGCAGCAGGCGGUGCACCGCUACGUGCUGACCGCGGUGGACGGGGGCCAACCCCAGCAGCGCACCGGCACCGCCCUGCUCACCAUCAGGGUGCUGGACUCCAAUGACAACGUGCCCGCCUUCGAGCAGCCCGUCUACACCGUGUCCCUGCCGGAGAACUCGCCGCCGGGCACCCUGGUGCUGCAGCUCAACGCCAGCGACCCGGACGAGGGCCAGAACGGCGAGGUCAUCUACUCCUUCAGCAGCCACAUCUCGGCGCGGGCCCGGGAGCUCUUCGGCAUCUCACCGCGCACCGGUCGGCUGGAGGUGAGCGGCGAGCUGGACUACGAGGAGAGCAGCGUGUACCAGGUGUACGUGCAAGCCAAGGACCUGGGCCCCAACGCCGUGCCCGCCCACUGCAAGGUGCUGGUGCGGGUGCUGGACGCCAACGACAACCCGCCCGAGAUCAGCUUCUCCACCGUCAAGGAGGCGGUGAGCGAGGCGGCCUCGCCGGGCACGGUGGUGGCGCUGUUCAGCGUCUCGGACCGGGACUCGGAGGAGAACGGGCAGGUGCAGUGCGAGCUGCUGCAGAGCGACGCGCCCUUCCGCCUCAAGAGCUCCUUCAAGAACUACUACACCAUCGUCACCGAGGGGCCGCUGGACCGCGAGCAGCCGGGUGGCGACGCCUACACCCUCACGGUGGUGGCGCGGGACAUGGGCGAGCCGGCGCUGAGCACCAGCAAGUCCAUCCAGGUGCGGGUGAGCGACGUGAACGACAACGCGCCGCGCUUCAGCCAGCCCCUCUACCAGGUCUAUGUGAGCGAGAACAACGUGCCGGGCGCCUACAUCUACGCCGUGAGCGCCACCGACCGGGACCAGGGCGCCAACGCCCAGCUCGCCUACUCCAUCCUGGAGAGCCAGAUCCAGGGCAUGUCCGUCUUCACCUACGUCUCCAUCAACGCCGAGAACGGCUUCCUCUACGCCCUGCGCUCCUUCGACUACGAGCAGCUCAAGGAGUUCAGCUUCCAGGUGGAGGCCCGCGACGCGGGCGAGGAGCCCCAGCCCCUGGCCGGCAACGCCACCGUCAGCAUCAUCGUGGUGGACCAGAACGACAACGCGCCCGCCAUCGUCAGCCCCUUGCCCGGCCGCAACGGCACCCCGGCCCGGGAGGUGCUGCCGCGCAGCGCCGAGCCCGGCUACCUGGUGAGCCGGGUGGCGGCGGUGGACGCGGACGACGGGGAGAACGCGCGCCUCACCUACAGCAUCGCGCGGGGCAACGAGGCCAGCCUCUUCCGCAUGGACUGGCGCACUGGGGAGCUGCGCACCGCGCGCAAAGUGCCGGCCAAGCGCGACCCCCAGCGACCCUUCGAGCUGGUGAUCGAGGUGCGGGACCACGGGCAGCCGCCGCUCUCCUCCACCGCCGCCAUCCAGGUGGUGCUGGUGGACAGCGCAGUGGAGCGCCAGGGAGGCGGCGGCCUGGGUGCGGGGGGCGGCGGCGGCGGCGGCGGCGGCGGGGGAGGGGCGGGAGGGGACCAUCGCCCCAGCCGCUCCGGGGGCGAGACCUCGCUGGACCUGACCCUCAUCCUGAUCAUCGCCCUGGGCUCCGUGUCGUUCAUUUUCCUGCUGGCCAUGAUCGUGCUGGCCGUGCGCUGCCAGAAGGAGAAGAAGCUCAACAUCUACACCUGCCUGGCCAGCGACUGCUGCCUGGGCUGCUGCUGCUGCUGCUGCCCCUGCUGCAGCCGCCAGGCCCGGGCCCGCAAGAAGAAGCUGAGCAAGUCGGACAUCAUGCUGGUGCAGAGCUCCAACGUACCCAGUAACCCGGCCCAGGUCCCCGUGGAGGAAUCGGGCAACUUCGGAUCCCACCAUCACAACCAGAACUACUGCUACCAGGUCUGCCUCACUCCGGAGUCAGCCAAGACCGACCUGAUGUUCCUCAAGCCCUGCAGCCCAUCCCGGAGCACUGACACUGAGCACAACCCCUGCGGGGCCAUAGUGACAGGUUACACAGACCAGCAGCCAGACAUCAUCUCCAAUGGCAGCAUAUUGUCCAACGAGACAAAACAUCAGCGUGCAGAGCUCAGUUAUCUAGUUGAUAGACCCCGACGAGUAAACAGUUCUGCAUUCCAGGAAGCAGACAUAGUAAGCUCUAAGGACAGUGGUCAUGGAGACAGCGAGCAAGGAGACAGUGAUCAUGAUGCCACUAAUCGAGGUCAAUCCUCUGGCAUGGAUCUCUUCUCCAAUUGCACAGAGGAAUGUAAAGCACUGGGCCACUCGGAUCGGUGCUGGAUGCCCUCCUUUGUCGCAUCCGAUGGACGCCAGGCUGCAGAUUAUCGCAGCAAUCUGCAUGUGCCCGGUAUGGACUCUGUUCCAGACACUGAAGUGUUUGAAACACCGGAAGCCCAGCCUGGGACAGAGAGGUCCUUUUCCACCUUCGGCAAGGAGAAGGCCCUUCACAAUACUCUGGAGAGGAAGGAGUUGGAUGGACUGCUGACUAAUACACGAGCGCCUUACAAACCACCAUAUUUGAUAUGUCAGAGGUAGGAAGCCUGUGAGAGAACAGCGCGGAAAAGGAUAUGCUAGUCAAUUCUACAGAACUUACCUGAAGCAGCAUGAUUUGCACAAAAGUCGAUCAACAAAAAGCAUCAACUUUUCAACUUCAUUAUCUUGGCCAUCCAGUUCUAUGUAACUGAAGGAUUUGUGUGCUGUUGGAGACAUCAUGGCCAACAAUAGGACCUAAUUGCUCUCAGCAGGCCUGAGAAAUGAGUUGAAAUGUGUGGAACUGUAGAAACUUCAGAGGCAACUGAUCUUGCCUUUCUGAUCAGUGUGUGCCUGUUUACAGCACUAUAUAUCUUUCUCUCUCCAAAAUGUUACUGAGCCCUUUAGAUGUUUAUAUUCACCACAAGAAGCCAAUCGUACAGAUAAAAGAAAUCUGCAUUAUAAAUGCAAUAUCACUGUUUUAAACUUGACUGUUUUAUAUUAUUUUUGUGUGAUCAAGUGUUCCCCAAACUAUUCCAACUUUACAAGAGAGAUUGUGAUCAUAAUCUUUUCACCUGUGGGUCAUAAAAAUGUUGUUAAUCUGCAGACCCACAAAAUAUCAAAGACAUUCUGUAGUUUAUACACGUGUUGCAAAGUGUUUACUGUACUAUUUCAAAGCUUCUAAAUAAAUAUAAAAUAUAUAUAUAUUAUAUUAUAUAUAAUUUUCCGAAAAAUGUGGUACAAUUUAGUUGAUUUUUAAAUGGAUUCAUAUAGUCCAAACCAUACACUAAAGUGAGAAGGUAAUUCAGGGUCCCUAAGUUAUCCUUGCUAAAAAAAAAAAAUAAAUCUUUAAUAAUAUUUCCCCAAUUUUGGUAUUUUGGUCAGUCCUGUUUUUCCUUUGUUGUUGUUGUUGUUUGUUUUUGUUAUUUUUAAAGCUGUAAGAAACAACAUUUUGUUUAGAAGUUGUACUGAAUUUUCAAUGCCAAAGAUGCACCUGUCAGUUUUACCAGAAUGAGCACUGACUAUGUACUAUCAAAAGUAUAUCUCAAUCUCCAUUAUUUUGAUUCUAUUUCUGUUUUUUAAUUUGGUAUCACAACACCUUUUAUAAAGGAUCUAUAAACUCACCUGUAAAUGUUGUUAAAAAGAACACUGGGUGUCUGUACAUUUUGAAAUGUAAGAUGUAAUGUAACUUAAGAUAACUGUUCUAAGGAAAUCCUCCCAAACUCCUGACACACACAUCUUUCUUUGACAUAAUUUUGUGCAAACCUAAGCAAAUAUAUUUAUCUUCUCAUCUUGGCUAGAAAUGGUUUUUGAUAAAAGGCAAAUCACAAAGUCAUAGAGUUGGCUGAGCCGUAAUUUUUUUCUUCUUUUUUUACAUUAAAGAGAUUUGGAGUAGGAACAUGGUACAUUCUCAGACUGACCCUACUCUCACUGGAAUUAAUAGGAGAUUGACCAAUGAUUUCAUUGGGAGCAGGAUCAAGCCUGUCCAUAUUGUUUUUACCUUUUUUAAUAAUGCAACAGACUGAAAUGUUAUCUCACAGAUUUUUGUUCAUACAUAUAUAAAAAACUUGUUUGAAAAGAAAAGCCGUGAAAAGUAAAGUUUAACUUUACUUUCAAGUCCACAGACUUGAAGUAUCAUUUACAAGUGUAAAAUCUAAUAAGAUGUUUCCUUUUUUACAUUCUUUACUGUACUGUUCCUUCUAUAUUUCCUAAUUAUUGCCUGUCAAAUACUGAAACAAAAUUAUAGAAUGUUGGAUUAUCAGCCCAUUGACGUCAAUAGAACAUGGAAUUCCCAUUAACUUCUGUGACUUUGGAUCCAGAUUCUGGAAGCCUUGUCAGUGCUGAGUAUAAAUCACAGCAUGAGUAAGAAUGACAGAAUCUGACCUCCAAGUGGUGGAAGUUGUUUUUGUUUUUCCUUUUUUUCCAAUGGCAAUUGCUAUUAGAUAGAGACAUGCAAAUCAUUUGUACGGAGUCUGCCGUACUAUUGAUGCACACAAGACUCUCAUUGCUUUCAGUGAGAGUUCCAUGCACAGACUGCUACCUGGAUUGAGCCCUAAUGUCAUCAGUUUAUUUCAUAAGUCUAACAAAAUAGGCUUGUUAAACACUUUGAACACAUAUUUCUAGCUUAUUUGUACAACUUACAAAAACUUCUCGGGAUCCUUUUUAAAAUGUACAUAUAAAAAUCAUGAAAAAGCACAGAAAAUAGCUAUUGAGCUGAACAAACACAGCAGUGGGAUGUUUCUUUAGCUUUAGGUAAUGGGACUUUAGUCACCUACAUGCCUUGUUAGUUUUAUGAAGAAUGGACUAUUUUAGUAAUGAAAUGUGUGAAGUAUAUUUCAUUUGAAGAAGUCUGUCAAUUUGUUGUUGCUGCUUUUCAGGCAAGAAAGUGAUUGCCCUUUCUGGAACUGGUUUUGCUUUAUUUCUAAACCUCUCUUUAAACUGAGAUAUAUACUGUAAAAUAAGGUUGUUUUCAGUCUUGGGAUGGAAAAAAACUCACAUUUUUCUUAUUUAAUAGACUAUUGAAGUGCUUUUUAUUUAUUUAAACCUCAUUAACACUGUGCAUGCAAUUUUUUAAAAUAACCAUAUCAAAAUGAUUUCAUAUAUCUCCAUGAUUGGCCUUGUUCCAUGACCUCUGUACUGUAUAUGUACUUGCAUACAUCCGUUUCAUUUUUUACCGUAACUAAUCCUGCUAUCAGUCCACACAAAAUAAUCCUAUUGAGUGCAGUGGGAGAGCCAUAUGUAGAACAAUGGUCAGACUGAGCACUAUUUAGGUCUCGACUGUGUUUGUAGCACGUAGCUGAUAGUAGAAAGCAGAAUGUAGCUGCAUUGCCACAUGAGGAGCUCUGCAUUUAGGGCUGUCCAAAUAACUGAAUUAUCAGUUCAGGUGCAGGUCUGGAAAAAAAAAUUAAAUAUAUUUUGGGUCAACCUGAAAUGAGAAUAUUUCAACAUUUUCUCUGAGCCAAAAUCAAACUCCCAUCAUGCUUUCUACUGGCUAUAUUCCUGGAUCUGUGUACGUUUGUGCUGACCAAAUUGUUUCCAUAGACCCAAAAUGAAUAAUUUUUUAAAAAAUAAAUACGAAAUUGAAGGAAAUUCUGAAACAAACUGUCCUUCUGCAAGAAAAAAAUACAUAUUUGUGACUUUUUAAAUCUUUUGACUGAAAAAAAUUGCCAAAAUUGACUUGAAUUUGCAAAUGGUUUCAUCUAAUCCAAAUCUGUGUUUUUUGGCAAAAUAAAGUUUUGCAUGACAAAUUUCACCAAGCUGUACCUGAGAUGCAUUUUGCCCCUGAGAGACAGACACAAUCAUUCCCAUGGCCCUUCAUUGCACUGGAAGGGAAGCAUACUCCUCACUUUGCAUUCAGGCAGUUGUGCUGGCUAUUUCAUGGGGUGUACUGUUCUAUAGGCUUGAUUUCAAAAUAUAUUUAGGCACCUAUAGGUGCAAAUAGGCAUCUUGUGGAAUUUUCAAAAGUGCCUAGGUGCCUAAUUAAUCACUAGCUGCCUAUCUGCAUCUUUAGGAAUCUAAAGACAUUUAAAAAUUUAGCACUAGGUCUCUGCCCAUUUCCCCCAGUUCCCACUCUCUUGCUCCCUGGGGAAGCUUGCAUAUGUACUUGCAUUCAUCUGAACACCACCCAGGCGUGGAUCUACAUAUAGCUCUAAAUAGAUGUGUAGGGACUGAGAUAUCUUGUCUUUCCUGCAUGGCUACAUUGAGGUUAGGAACAAUCUAGCUCUGAAUUAGGUGUCUAAUACCGUAAUAUAUAUUACAAUUUAUGGGCCCAAUACUGCAAGCUCUCAUAGUGUAGAACUGCCUCUGAAAUCAAUGGGAGUUACAUGCAGAAAAGGCUUUCAAGAUCAGAUCCUAUGAAGGAUAAUGAGAGGAUAAUAUUUAUUUAUUUUAAAUUCAUUUUACAUACAUAUGAGAGAAUUUCUAAGUGGCUUGUCCAUUCAGUUUCUUCAAAGCCUUUCCAGACUGAUUUUGUGCCAGAAUCUCAAAUUGUAAUAAACUCUUUAGCUAUUUUAAAAAAAAACAGCUAGUUUAACAUAGGCUUUUAUUAAAUUAUAUUUUCUAAGGAAAAAUGAAGUAUUUCACAUAACGUAUUACCAGCUGAUUUGACCAGUAUUUAGAAAGUUAAUAAAGCUAAUAUACCCAGUAUUACAAAAGGAUGUUGAAUGACCUACAUACAGAUGAAUACAGUUUGAUCUAUUUGUGAGGAUUCUAAUUUAUAAAUAAUAUCCAUAAUAUAUGGAGAUAAUUUUAAUUAAAACCUGAAAAGCUGCAAAUGAGUUUCUUUCAGAGGUGUGCCAUCCUAUCAACAAAUGUUGACAUAAAACACAUGUACACAUGUAAAAAAAAAUGAGGUUACUUACCAUAGAGGUAAUGGCUCCAUAACGAAGACUGGAUUAAGUUUUCCAUGUAAAGUGGGAAUUCAGCCUCGUUGUUUUUAUUUUACUCUCUCUUUCUCUCUCUCUCUCUCUCUCUCACAUACACCCAGGCACACCCCAGACAUACAAAAUUUUACUUGCCCAUAGAUAAGAAAAAACAUGUUUUUCCUUUACUAUAAUUCAUCAUGGUUAAGGGCAGAUGAGUAUAUAUUCUUCCUGAAAUGGUGUAUUUCCAUGGUAGUAUUGCAAAGCUGUUAUGUAUUUAUAUGGCCUUCAUUUUUUUUAAAAAAAGGGCUAGGCAUACCCUCCCAUUGUUCUAUGUUUGGGUCUCCAGUUUAUUUCCAGGAAAAGUUUUGUAUAAAAAUCUUUAAAUCCUAAUUCAAAAUGAGCAACUUUGAUGUAAAUUUAGUCAUUUCAGCUUUUCUGCAACACAUUGGCACCAGAUGUCUAUAAAUAUGGAAAAGUUGUUUAAUCUAUUUGAAGUACAGUGCAGCAGGCCAAUAAGACUUCAUUAUGCUAUUACACUACGAAAAAUUCUGAAACUGAGUUUAAUCUGUUCCACUGACCCCCACAAUCAGAGCCCAAAAGCUUCUUUAAAAGCUCUUCCAUUUUAUUUUCUCACUAAUCUGCUAAUCUGUUUUGGUAUAAAAUAGAUACACAUACAAAUACACACACACAUUUAAAAUCCAUUGUUGAAAAUCUGUGUCUUUGUAGAUAUCCUCGUAUGUAAGAAAUGGGCAAAAACAAACUUGGACAGCUUUCUUGAAGUGAAAUUGUUUUUUGAAUUUGUUAAUAAAGUUCAUGAUAUUGUA
Messenger RNA from Gopherus flavomarginatus (Mexican gopher tortoise), 11081 nucleotides. RefSeq names its product protocadherin 10 (gene PCDH10). Lineage: Eukaryota; Metazoa; Chordata; Testudines; Testudinidae. The transcript has 6 exons. Gene Ontology annotation, biological process: homophilic cell-cell adhesion. Gene Ontology annotation, molecular function: calcium ion binding. The record is from RefSeq and is a predicted model, not a curated record. Gene Ontology annotation, cellular component: plasma membrane. The coding region runs from base 2864 to 5959 and encodes 1031 amino acids.